This is a messenger RNA of Lytechinus variegatus (green sea urchin), 1995 nucleotides long. RefSeq names its product stearoyl-CoA desaturase 5-like. Gene Ontology annotation, cellular component: endoplasmic reticulum membrane. Gene Ontology annotation, biological process: unsaturated fatty acid biosynthetic process. Gene Ontology annotation, molecular function: iron ion binding; stearoyl-CoA 9-desaturase activity. The transcript is spliced from 5 exons. Lineage: Eukaryota; Metazoa; Echinodermata; Echinoidea; Temnopleuroida; Toxopneustidae. The coding region runs from base 223 to 1215 and encodes 330 amino acids. The record is from RefSeq and is a predicted model, not a curated record.
ACAUCAUACACAGUAUGCUAAAUAUAACUGAUGAACACUCGAUAUACGUCAUAGCGAGAUCUACCUCAAUUGGGAAUUGAGAGUAAUUCGAUUCAUUGUCAUGAAUUUGUUUGAUUCUGUGUGCAUGUGAUGUUUGGUUCUUCUCUGGUCCUUGUGUUGUAUCCGUCUUCUUCGUAAGCUUGCUAGCUGAACUUAGUACCGGUUAUCGAGUAUUCCACCACCAUGGCACCCAAGAACCCGGUGAUGAACGUGGCCGUGUCUCCGGAAGACACCCCCCUGGAUGACCUGGAGCACACACCCUACCCAUCCGGGUACCAACAGGAGCAGAAGCGGCCACCUUCAAAGAUCGUCUGGAGGAAUGUCGUUCUCAUGUGUCUCCUGCAUCUGGUAUCGGUCUACGCUCUCCUCUUCACCAUCUGGAAGUGCAAGAUGUACACCAUUGCCUGGACUGUUUUCCUUUACUUCUUAACUGGUCUCGGAAUAACCGCUGGAGCACACAGACUUUGGGCUCAUCGUUCUUACAAGGCAAAGCUCCCUCUACGAACAUUCUUAGGCAUGUGCCAAACAAUGGCCUUCCAGAAUGAUAUAUUCGACUGGGCACGAGAUCAUCGCGUCCAUCACAAGUUUUCCGAGACGGAUGCCGAUCCCCAUAAUGCAUUGCGUGGUUUCUUCUUUGCCCACGUUGGCUGGUUGCUAGUCAAGAAACACCCGGAUGUCUUCGAGUACGGAAAGAAAAUCGAUUUCUCUGAUCUCCUGGCAGAUCCAGUAGUCAAAUUUCAGAGAAGGUUUUAUCUACCACUCGUUAUAUUAUUCUGCUUCAUCAUCCCUACGUACGUACCUACCUACUGGGGUGAGUCUGCGUUGAAUGCUUAUUUGGUGUGCGGUUUACUCCGGUACUGCCUCAACCUGAACGCCACGUGGCUGGUGAACAGCGCCGCCCACAUGUGGGGCCAGCACCCCUACGACUACACCAUCCACCCAGCUGAAAACCCCCUCGUCACCACUCUAGCCCUGGGCGAGGGCUGGCACAACUACCAUCACGUAUUCCCGAACGACUACCGUACCGGCGAGUUCGGUUGGCGGAUCAAUCCGACUUCGAUAUUUAUCGACGUCAUGGCGUGGUGCGGUCAGGUUACGGAUCGUAAGUUGAUCGCUCCUAAUAUCAUCGAGGCCCGUAAGCAACGCACUGGGGAGAAGGUUCAACAUAGUGAUUAGAUCUCGUUUACGACACUUUUUUCAGCGUGUACAGAGUAAAGACUGAAUGAUGUAUUAUGGGAGAGGGAUGUAGUAAAUGCGUUCUCUUUAAUUCCCGCAGCAGUAUUCGAAUUAUAUUUUAAACGAGAAUCUAGUUUUCUUUAUAUAUUAAGGCGCAUGCACACCGAAUACGAUCCGGCAAACCGUUCCCAUAACCGUAUAAUAAUUGCGAAAUAACAGUUCAGGCAAUAUCUUUUUGCCUUAUAGUAACGAAAAUCAUCUUCACUUUUCUGUGAACUGUAGUGCCGCUGAACCGGAUUUGAUCUAUUACAACAAGUUUAUUUUCUUUAGGUGAAUAUCUUUUUCUUGUUAUGAAUUCGUUAGUCUUCAACUUUUUUCAGUAAACAAGUACAAAAACUCUGUUUUGAUAAAUAUUACUGAUUUUUAGCAUGGUCAGCCGCCCCGCCCCACUUAUAAAACCUUUAGGGCGAUUCGAACUCAAACUUAGCAUUUGAAAGUUGAUAGAUGUGUUUGAUUUCAAACAAAUAAAAAAGGGGUCAUUUAUUGUAUGGCCCAUUCAUUCGGAACAUGAGCGUGAUGAGAAGAAAUAGAAGUCUUAUUAUUCAGACAAUAUGUUCACAUAUAUUAUGGAGCUGUGUAGAAGAAUUAAAACGAACGAUGACUAUUUUUAUGCGUAAGUAUUGAAUAUAUAUUUUUUAGUCACGUGAUGCAUUUCGCAGAAAGGAAACAGCCGAAAAUCUUUUCAAAAAUGGGAAGCAAUCGCGCGCGCUGCUUCAAUGU